AUGCGGUUCGGCAAGACUCUGCGCGAGUCCAUCUACCCGCCAUGGAAGGCCGAGUACAUUGAUUACAGCAAGCUCAAGGCGCUGCUGCGCGACGAUGAGGGCGCUGGUUCCGACACCGAAGGAGGCGAGUCCACCUGGACCGAAGACGACGAGAACCGCUUCUGCGACGAGAUCUUCAAUGUGCAGCUCGAAAAGGUCGCCAAGUUCCAGGAGGACCGUGUCAACUCGCUGCGUGAACGUGCCGACGCCAUCUUCGAGAAGCUGCGCGACCUGACGCCCGUGCACGACGCCGGCGGCGGCAGCACCACGUCCGACUCGGCGACGGCCGAGGGCAGCGCGAGCGGCAGUGUGGCGGCCGCAGCGGCCAAGGACAAGAGCGAGAUCACGGUGCAGCGCGUGCGCGAGAUCGAGACCGAGCUCGACAGCAUCACCAACGAACUGCGCGAGCUCAAACGCUACAGCAGCCUCAACUACACGGGCUUCCUCAAGAUUGUCAAGAAGCACGACCGCAAGCGUGGCAAUCACUAUCGCAUCCGGCCGAUGAUGCAGGUCAGCUUGACGCGCCGGCCGUUCAACUCAGAGGCCGGCUACUCGCCGCUGCUGGCCAAGCUGUCGCUCAUGUACGAGGCCGUGCACCAGUACCUCAACCCCGACGAGGCCAACCUGCCGGUCGAUCUAGAGACGCAGCAGGAGACCAACCACAAUGGCGAGCGCUACAAGGCGCUCAAGUUCUGGGUCCAUCCUGACAACCUACUCGAGGUCAAGACGAUGGUCCUGCGGCACCUUCCGGCGCUCGUGUACAGCGAGUCGUCUGCUAAGGAGGCCGACGCGACAGUGGACCCGACGCUGACGUCGCUGUACUUUGACAACGACAGGUUCGACCUGUACCGCGCCAAGCUCGACCGCAACAGCGAGUCGGACAACGCCGGCUCGCUGCGGCUGCGCUGGUACGGCCAGCUGGCGAACAAGCCUGAGCUGUACCUGGACCAGAAGGUCGUGCACCACGACGGCACCAGCGACGAGAGCCGCAUCACGAUCAAGGACAAGUACGUCAAGCCGUUCCUCGACGGCAAGUACAAGAUGGAGAAGACCAUUCAGAAGAUGGAGCGCCAGGGCGAGCAGGCCGAGACUAUUACGGCCUUCAAGACGACGGCCGACGCCAUUCAGUCGUUUGUCGAGGAGAAGCAGCUCGAGCCCGUGCUUCGUGCCAACUACGUGCGUACUGCGUUCCAGAAGCCGGCCGACGACCGCGUGCGCGUCUCCAUCGACACCAGCCUGGCCUUUAUCCGCGAGGACAACCUGGACCAGCGCCGCCCGUGCCGCGAACCGUCCGAGUGGCACCGCCGCGACAUCGACACGGGCAACGUCACCUACCCCUUCUCGGAGCUGCCGCCCAGCGACGUGUCGCGCUUCCCCUUUGCCGUGCUGGAGAUCAAGGUGCGCGAGGACGGCACCAGCCGCAAGAGCCCUGCCUGGGUCGAGGACCUGAUGGCCUCCCACCUGGUGCACCCCGUGCCGCAGUUCUCCAAGUUUGUGCACGGUGCUGCCGUGCUCUUUGACGACUACGUCAACCAGCUGCCCUUCUGGCUCAGCGACCUUGACCGCGACAUUCGCCGCGACCCAAAAGAGGCCUACGAGGAGGAGGAGCUGCGGCGCGCCCAGCGUGCGGCCGACGAACAGGUUGUCGGCAGCUUCCUGGGCACCAGCAAGCUGGGGUCGUCGGCCAAGCCAAACAAGAGCUCGCCGGCCGCCAAGUCGUCGUCGUACCUCGCCGGGCGCCUCGCUGCCGAGACGUCCAUUGCCCAGCGCCUGCAGUCGCAGUCGGGCGUCAGCGGCAUCAGCGGCGCCAGCACUGGCGCCGCUGGUGAGCAGGGUGAGUCGUCGUCGUCGGCUGCCGCCGGCGCGAACGGACACGACUCGAACGGCGCGACGCGCACGGCGGGCUACGGCACCAUCUCGUCGGUGCUGCCGUCCUUCUCCAUGACGCGGUACGCCCAGUGGCGCCGCUCCAAGGACAAGGCGCCCGUGCUGCCCGAGGGUGUCACGGAGCCGACCGAGUGGCUUAAGAACGACGGCCCGUUGCACAUUGAGCCCAAGGUGUGGCUGGCCAACGAGCGCACGUUCCUGAAGUGGCAGCACAUUGCCAUUCUGCUGGGCACGCUGGCCGUGGCCCUCUUCACAGCCGCCGCCAACAGCAGCGACAACGCCGUUGCGCUCGGCAUGGGCGUUGCCUACAUUGCCGUGGCCGUCUUCACGGGCUUCUGGGGCUGGUACAUGCUGCACAUACGCCGCGGCAUGAUUGUGGCGCGCAGUGGUCACGACUUUGACGACAUGAUUGGCCCGGUGGUCGUGAGCGUUGCGCUGAUGAUUGCGCUGAUUCUGAAUCUUGUGUUUGCGUACCGCCGUGCGUUCCAGCGGUGGGCCGACGACGAUGCCAGCCGUAUUGCGGAGGCUGGUAACAGCAGCAGCUACGUGCAUGCAUAA
Molecule: messenger RNA, 2484 nt
Organism: Sporothrix brasiliensis 5110
Lineage: Eukaryota; Fungi; Ascomycota; Sordariomycetes; Ophiostomatales; Ophiostomataceae
Product: vacuolar transporter chaperone 2
Exons: 2
Coding region: 1-2484 (827 amino acids)
Cellular component (GO): vacuolar transporter chaperone complex; fungal-type vacuole membrane
Source: RefSeq, a predicted model, not a curated record